Messenger RNA from Fusarium fujikuroi IMI 58289, 381 nucleotides. RefSeq lists its product as uncharacterized. The transcript has a single exon. The coding region runs from base 1 to 381 and encodes 126 amino acids. The record is from RefSeq and is a predicted model, not a curated record. NCBI's taxonomy places the organism in Eukaryota, Fungi, Ascomycota, Sordariomycetes, Hypocreales, Nectriaceae.
AUGCAUUCCAGCCCAGACUCAGACUCAGAGCUUCCCUACAUCGAGCCCCCUUCCAACGAAGCUCUCAAACCAAUACGCAAACCACCUCCCUACACAGGAACGCCCCUCGUUCUCUUCCUCUCCGACAUAAAAACUCCUUUUCCAGAACUUCUUCUAUCUUUCAUGCAUAGAAGAGUUCGGGUGAGAAAGGAUGGCACUGUGAAAGUGACCACCAAGGCAGAACUACCCCCGGGUUUUAUCGUUACCGAAGAUGAAGGAUCCAAGAAUAGGAUUAUGAAGCCAGAUGAAGUUCCCAGGAUGGGAGAUCUGAGUAGACUGUGGAAAUAUCGGAAUGGGCAGUUGCCAGACUCUUUCAAGAGUGUCUUGACCGAUGGUCUGUAG